AUGAUAAAGUGUGAGAUGAACAAGAACUUUAACUCCAUUAACCAAACUGACUAUCAAACUAAUUCACAAACUAAUUACCAAACCACUUACCAAAACAUUAUUCGGUACACUUUCAGUGAUUGUCCUUGUCCAAUUAAUCAAACACAAUAUACUAACCUUAAUAAUCAACCAAAUAGUAUUAUUCAACUGAGUUGUGUAAAUCAACCUGGUACAAAUAAUCAGUUGAGUGGUGUGAAUCCUGGACUUGGGAUUUACACAGAUUUAUGUAACAAGUUAAUUUACAUUUUGAGGUAUAUUAUGGAAACUAUCAAUUGUUUAGAAACGUUUGUGUUGGUAUUAAAGAAAUACAUGAUCGAGGAUUAA
Molecule: messenger RNA, 363 nt
Organism: Theileria annulata
Lineage: Eukaryota; Apicomplexa; Aconoidasida; Piroplasmida; Theileriidae
Exons: 1
Coding region: 1-363 (120 amino acids)
Source: RefSeq, a predicted model, not a curated record